AUGGGCAAAUCUCUUCGAAGACCAGGGUUGUUCCUGAACUUUCUCGCUACGGCAUGCAUUGGCCUGUUUGCAGCACCGGUGGCAUCAAAGUCUGCACACGGUAGGGUCACGGAGCUGAACGGUAUACCGUUCUAUGUUAGUGAUGUUGCAGUGUCUCAGAUACUGGAUCUGCCAGUCUCUCUUUCGAAGGACCUGGGCGAAAGUGAUGUUGACGUAUUUCCGUUGACUAUCAUCUCAAGCGAUACUUCUGUUUUCACUGGCAAGGAAUUGAACCAAACAAUCACUGAGUUCGUGCGCAAAGAUGAUGUCUUUUCUCCAUCAUUUCUUGAAGUGACUUAUGUCUCCUACAAUGGGGAGAGUGGCAAUCCUUCAAUUGAGAAGGAUUUGGCUCAUCUCCAAAGGAAAGGGAAGAAGGACGCAAGGCUUCUUGUCUCGCCAGAGUACUCCUCCUCCCACCAUGCGGGUGCAGCGACAGCACGCCUAACCCAGAAUAUUCCCAAUGGUCCUUACUUUGCUUCCACAAAGACAGGUAAGAUUUUCAAAGCCUAUCGGCUUUACGAAGAUACCAACUUGGCCUUCCUCGAGCCGGCCAUCAGUGAUGAAGAAGGGGAAAUAAAGCGACUUAUGGCUACAUCGGAGAGUGUGCUUGGUCGCAGCAUAGCCGUGCCUUCAAGACUGUACUCUACUCCAACUCCUCAGAAGCCUCUGGCUGGCUUGCGUCUCGGUGUCAAAGACAUUUAUCAUGUCAAGGGCAUCGCAACCAGUGGUGGAAACCGAGCUUAUUACUCGCUUUAUGGUGCCCAAAACGCCACUGGAAGUGCCAUCCAAAGACUUAUCGACCAAGGUGCUGUGUUUGUCGGAAAGAUGGGUACCGUUCAAUUUGCCAACGGAGAUGAACCAACCGCCGACUGGGUUGACUUCCAUUGUCCAUUCAAUGCCCGGGGAGAUGGCUACCUUGACCCCAGUGGCUCAUCAACUGGCCCAGGAGCCGGUAUGGGUGCAUACGAGUGGCUAGACAUCGCCGUUGGAAGCGAUACCGGUGGCUCGAUGCGCGGUCCGGCAGGGGCGAACGGUCUCUUCGGUAAUCGUCCGACAGUCGGAGCUGUUGAUCUGGACCAUGUUAUUCCUCUCUGCUCUGGACUCGAUACAGCGGGUGUUUUUGCUCGCAGUGCAGAGUUGUGGUCUCGGGUUGCCCAUGCGUGGUAUCAAGACUUUGACGUUUACCACUCCUACCCUAAAACUAUUUGGUAUCCUGAAGCAUCUUUUACGCCAGAGGCAAUCAAUAAUAGUCAUGCGUCGGCGCUAAUUGAGAAGUUUGUGGCUGAUGUCGAGGUCUUCUUGGGAACUACCCGCACAAGAGUGGACUUGGAUACUCAGUGGAACGCAACUCGACCUGCAAAUGUUACCACAACCUUGGAAGACAUGCUUCACUAUACAUAUGGAACGCUCAUCACGGUCUAUCAGUGGCUCAAUCUAGGUCGAUCCUUCUUCAAGGAUUACUCUGAAGCUCACGACGGCCGGACACCUUAUAUAAAUCCGAACCCCCUUCUGCGGUGGCAUCUGGGUCAGCAGUCUGGAUCGUCCGGAUUCGAUGAGGCCUGGCACAACAAGACAAUCUUCCACGAUUGGUGGAAUGCAGCUGAGGGAUUGGGAGCUCCUGACAAUGAGACGUGCUCUAAAGCAAUCUAUGUCUAUCCCAAUAGUGUUGGAUCGAUCAGAUACCGUGAUCAAUACACAAGCGGCCCACUUGCCCCGUACUGGGGGAUGAGCGAUAGCAACAUCGCUGUGUUCGCAGGUGUCCCGGAUCUGGUUGUUCCUAUCGGUGAAGUCCCCUAUAACAGCACGAAAAGCGGAAAGGUUGAAUACACACCAGUCACGAUGAGUUUGGUUGCCGCCCGAGGCUGUGAUCUGAUGGUUGCGAAUAUGGUCAAGGACAUGGAGGCUCGUGGGAUCUUGAGGCCAGUGGCAACUGGACCUAAGCUCUAUCCUUGA
Messenger RNA from Penicillium brevicompactum, 1992 nucleotides. RefSeq lists its product as uncharacterized. Bases 1 to 1992 code for a protein of 663 amino acids. The transcript has 8 exons. Lineage: Eukaryota; Fungi; Ascomycota; Eurotiomycetes; Eurotiales; Aspergillaceae. The record is from RefSeq and is a predicted model, not a curated record.